AGCAGCCUCUUUGCAACCAGCUGGUAAGCGUGGAGAAAACAUUUAGGUCAAGAGCUCCGGAGCUAGUUUUAUUUUUGGUGUUCAUCAUUCGUGGAUCAAUUCCUUCCCCCUCUCCCUGACAUUUGUAGGAAGGGAAGAGUCCAAAGCAAGGAUGUUCGGACAGCCUUUUAAGCACCCGGAGCUAGAAGCAAAGAGCUGCAGCCUCUAACCAUCACAGCACUCACCAGGGGAUUAAAAAAAAAAUGCUGAUAACGGUGCCAUCACCUUACGAGCCAGCAAUGCUCCGCCCACAGACACCACCCCCUGCCAUACUUCCAAAACCUGGGAAGGACAAUCUUAGGCUCCAGAGACUCUUAAAGAAAGUUGCAAAGCAAGCACCAUCAGCCACCCAGCAAGUCAAAUCGUUCCAGGCCAGCCUCUCCCCAGUGAGUGAGGCCAGCCCAGACCUAGAGCGCAGUGAGCGCGCGUCUCCGCUGAAGACCCCAGGAACAUUGCCGCAAAUCACUAUCCAACUCCCGCCCCGGUUCUGCAUCAGACCCGUCAUCCACCACGUCGCGUCGCCUUUCCCGAAGGCCAAGCCUUUCGCCUUCAAAGUAACUGAGCAAAGGAGGAUCUCGGAACACCUCAAGCUCACGGUCUCUCCAGCAGCAUCCCCAGUGCACAGGCAGGGCAUUCGGGAGUCCCAAUGGCAACCAAGAGGGACGACACCACCAGAGAGACACUCCCAGCUGCGCUCACCACAGCCACAUUGCGUUUUCGUUUUCCCUGACACUGCUGUUUCUGCCUCACCGGUCGUAGAAGCCCCAGUGGAAGUUACCCAGGUCACUGAAGUGCAAGCAUGUGUCCAUAGCGUACAGGCACCAAGAGCCAAGACCCCCUUAUCCGACCAAUCCUCUACAGCCCUCAGCAGUGAGGGCAGGCAGUCUUUGGCAGCCCAUACUGGCAAGCCCUCGGGGCAGGCAUCAGUUGCUCUCGGUGCGGACGAGGCUGGAGCUAGUAUUCCCAAUUCAAAAGCGCCAGUGCUACCUCCCCUGACAGCAGGGCUGCCCUACACAACACCCAGGCCUGCUACUCCCAGAGAGCCUGAUGGGGUUUCCCAGGUUACUGCUACACACACCAAUAUCCAUAGUGUAUGUGUACCCAGAGUGAAGACCCCACUAUCAGGCCAGGCCCCUACAGCCCUCAGCAACGAGGGCAGGAUGUCUUCAGCCACCCACCUUGAAGUAAGCUACUUGGAACGGCCUUUGGGGCAGACACCAGUCACUCACACUGCUAACCAGGCUGCCACAGCUACUCCCAAAUCAAAGGCCUCCAAGCUUCCCACCACAACAGCAGAGCUCUCCCACCCUUCAGGUCCUACACAGCCUGUUGGGGUUGCUGUUUCUAGUCCUCGGACACCAGAUCCCCAGUUCAGUAGCCCAGAAACCCCAGGAAAUGACACAGCAAGAUCCAGAACUGAGUGGAUUCCUGAACCACACAGCAAGAGUCUAAGGCCAUUGACUCCCCGUGCAGCUCAGAAGCAAGAGACCACUGUGCCCACUGACAAUACCAGGGCUUUCUCCACAGAAAGAAAGGAAGAAUCGGUCAUUCCACGACAGCUGACAGCCACCAUUCCCAGAGCCAGUCCCGUCCCCAAAGCUGAGCCUCCACCACCAUCUGUGGAGAAGGUCAGGCCUCUUAAAGCCACGCUCAGUGGAUGGUCUCGCCUCAAGAAGCACUUGAUAGUGGAACCUGAGGAGCCCCAAUUUCCAGAAACUGAACCAGCCAAGCCUGAACCCGAGGAAGCAGGAAAUAAAGUAGAAAGCUCUCAAGGCAAGGCCAGCCAAGACAGCAAACUGAUUAAAUCAAGGGCCAUCAAGAUGUGGGAUGCUGUCUUAUAUCAGAUGACAACUCUCAAGAAGAGAAGGCAGCAAGAAGAAAAAGGGAUAAGGAAAGAGGAGGGUAUCUCACGCUGGUACCGCCUGCCCCUUCUCCACAGGCCACGGUUUGAUGCCCGGAAACUGAAGGAGCUGGCGUCCAAACCAAUGAUGAAGAUUACCACCAUGUUAGAGUCGAGCCUGCUCCAGUGCAAGACAACUGAGGAUUCCAAGAAUUUUAACCGGACUGCACCGGGGUGGCUGCUGAAGUGACACCAGCUGGAUCCCACCUUAGCAACAAGCCCGUCGUGUGCUCUCUCAAGUCUUCUCCAGGGGGCUGCUCCAGUUGAGCUUUUAUAGCCAGGUUUUCUGGCAGUAAGGAGCUAGAUGUAAAAAAAUAUAAAGUCCUUCACAGCCAGCAACUUUACACUGAGGGCUUUAGGGGAUUAGCAUCACCACACACAUAGGAGAUGUAUCUGUGGGUACGCCUCUGUAGUGCAUGGACACUUCUCUAGAGCAGCUUGAGGCCCCAAGAAAAGCAGUUCUAUAUCCAUAUGUGGCUUCAUUUUAAAUAUUCCAAUUGGAGAUCAGGCCACAAAAGUCAAACCAAGGGACCCAGGAAAAGCAGUGAAGCAACCUGCAGAAAACCUUUACCAUAAAAACCAUGUCGUUUUUCCAUGCCCUAAAUCAAUGGUAUUUUAGAUUUCUUUAAGAAUCCCAACCAGUGCAAGCCCAGAAACAGGACAGGUUGAGGCAGUGCAAAUGGAGUCUACACUGCCACAUCUAAUAGUCAGCCUCCCGGUUUAUAGGAUUCAGUUUUUUAAGAUUGGACGAAGGGUUCUGUUUCUAAGUCAUGGAGUUCUUGGCUUCUUUGCUGGAAUCCUCAGCAGUAGCUGCAAUUUCUGGUCACCCAGAACUAGAUGGAGAUUUAUUCCCUUCACAUAGAACGUGGGUGACCAGUUUGUGGUGUGUUCCAUGGUGCUCCCAAACCACAAUUCACUCAGCCCAGAUAAUAGAAUUUUAUUGGGUUUAGGUUUUAUAAUCAAUUAAUUUGAUCCCACUAAUAGUAAAUGGAUGUUACAGGAGUUGGGGGGAGCGGGAAGAGAGAAGGCCCUUCUCUUUUGCAAUGAUCAGAGUUUCUCCUUUCUGAAAUGCUUUCAAGUGCAUUAAUUGGCCAGAGAUUUUUUCAGAACAAUUAGGGAUGGUUUGUUUCAGCUUUUAGGAUGCCUAGCUCAGAGUGAGCAAUCAACAACUUCUGCCAAAAUCAAGUCCCUUCAAGGGGUUUCAGAUUGUGUGUAGGCCAAUACAUCAGGUUAUUUUUUUAAAUAAGUGUGUGUCUACACACAUGCUACUU
Pelodiscus sinensis (Chinese soft-shelled turtle) is the source of this 3210-nucleotide messenger RNA. The record is from RefSeq and is a predicted model, not a curated record. Lineage: Eukaryota; Metazoa; Chordata; Testudines; Trionychidae.